CCCCCCCCCUUCACUCAGGACCCCUUCCUCUGUAAUCAGGGACCUUAUCACUGCUCCGCUCAGCCACCGUCCCUCGGGAGGUGCUGGAAAAGCCAGCGAGGGGAAUUUACCAGGAGGAUAAUGACCACAAGUCCAGCUUGCAGGCAUUUUACAUAAGUGAUUUUUCUUUCUUCUCAAAAAACCAAUACAGUGGAGCACAACUACUUCAGCUCAGGGCGUGGCCUCUUCUCUCCUCUGAAGAUGAGGCGGCACCGGUUGUUACCGCUCUGUGCGCUUCUGGGCGUCCUGUUCGCAGGAUUCCUCCCAAAACUCGAUGCUCAGGAAGAUUGUGCACAAGGGUUGGCAGCAGAUGUAUACUUUCUAGUGGAUUCAUCCUGGAGUAUUGGAAAGGAGAACUAUGAGCAUGUCAGACAUUUUCUAUACAGCUUGAUACAAUCGCUGCACCAGGUUGGAGAGGACAGGUUUAAAUUUGCCCUUGUGCAGUACAAUACCAGGCCUGAGACUGAGUUCCAGCUCAACCGCUACCCAACAACACAGGGUGUCCUGGCACACAUCAAGCAUAUGUCUUAUCGUGGUGGGGGAACCCGCACUGGCCUGGGCCUGGAAUUCUUGAUACGUACACACUUGACCACGGCAUCGGGCAGCCGUGCUGCUGAAGGCGUGGCGCAGGUGGUGGUGGUGCUAACAGACGGGCGAUCCCAGGAUGACGUGCUGGAGCCGGCUCAGGUCCUGCGGAUGGCAGGCGUGGAGGUGUUUGCAGUUGGAGUUCAGGAUGCAGUGGAGUCGGAGCUCAGGGAGAUGGCUAGUCGGCCUCAUGACACUCAUGUUUUCAGUGUAGAUUCAUUCCUCUCCUUGCGGGACAUAACCCAAGAUUUAGUAGUGGGUCUUUGUGGCGCAGUGGCCCAGUCAUGGGGGGCUCCGGUGGCAAAUGAGGCCCCUGUGGCUGGAGGAGGGACAGCACAAGAUUCAGCCGACCUAGUAAUCUUAAUUGAUGGAUCACAGAACGUUGGAGCGGCGAACUUCCCCUUUGUUCGUGAUUUGGUUUUGAGAAUCAUUGAGCGCCUUGAUGUGGGCAGGGACACCGUUCGGGUGGCCUUGGCCCUAUACAACUCCAACCCAGAGAUAAAGUUCUAUCUAAAUAGCUAUGAGAGCAAAUCGUCAGUCCUGGAAGCCGUGAAGGGCCUUGCCUACUCAGGGGGCGACGAAUCUAACCUUGGGGCUGCCUUGGAGGAAGUGGCCGAGAGCCUAUUGGGCGAAUCAGCUGGGGGCAGGGCAGAUGAGGGUGUGCCCCAGAUGCUGGUGGUUAUAAGUGCUGGGCCAUCCACAGACGAUACUGGUGCUGGUGACCGGGCCCUUAAGAGGGCUGGCGUCAUCACGUUCGGCGUGACGAUUGGUGACACCGCCACUGCAGAUCUGGAAGUAGUAGCUACAGACAAAACUUUUGUCCUGUUGGCCCCUGAUUUCAGAGCAGUGGCAAACAUGGGUGACCAGCUGCUCCCAUACAUUAACGGGGUGGUCCAGCGCACCAUUAUAGUUCAUACUGACUUCACAGAAGUCUUGGUAGUCGGAAAACGGGACAUCAUUUUCCUCAUCGACAGUACCAUGGGUGCAACGCUAAUCAACUCUGUUCGCGAAUUCAUCAAGCGGUUUAUCGACCGCAUGCCAAUUGGUCCCGAUGAUGUUCAAGUGGGCGUGGCCAUGUUCAGCAAUAACCCUCGCCUCGAGAUAGAUCUCAACUCCUAUGGAUCCAGAGAUGCCUUGAUUACCGGCUUGGGCUCAAUCAAACCAAGACCUGGACAGAGUGUCAAUAUUGGAGCAGCUUUGGACUUUGUGCGAACCCGAAUGAUAGUCCCUGAGAAGGGCAGUCGUAUUCAACAGGGGAUACCGCAACUUUUACUGCUGUUGACCAGUAAAAAGUCCAGUGACAGUGUGGAAACACCUGCCAGGGAAUUGCAAAAAAUGGGUGUCCUGACCCUGGCCGCAGGCUCCAAGGCUGCUGACGAGCAGGAACUGAAGCAGAUUGCCUUCACUGAGAGCAUCGUGUUCAUGCUGAGGGACUUCCGUGGACUGCUUCGCCCACCCAUCCCAGAUCCAAUCAUUGGUGCACUCUCCACUCUAGCUGGGGUGGUUGUGACUGAAGUACCAACAGAGCCAGUGGUGGAGAUAACCACAGUGCAGACUCAAAGAGUGAUCAGAGACAUUGUCUUCCUUGUGGAUGGCUCAAACUACAUCGGCAAUACUAACUGGCCCUAUGUGAGAGACUUCAUGAUCAAUGUGGUCAACCAGUUAGAUGUACGCCCUGACAGGGUCCAGAUUGGCCUUGUGCAGUUUGCUAGAGAUCCAAGAAUUGAAUUCUACCUGAACAGCUACAACAACAGAGGAGAUGUUGUGAAUAAAAUCUCUCAACUCAGGCUGACUGGAGGCACAGUUUUGAAUACAGGAGCUGCCAUGAACCAUGCCCUCGCCAAAAUGUUUUCGGCCUCAGCCGGGUCACGCAAGAGGCAAGGAGUCCAGCAGGUGUUGGUUCUGAUCACAGGUGGUCCAUCCCAGGAUGAGGUCAAGAGCGUAGCUGAUAAGGCGGCUCUGGAAAGAGUUUUGACCUUCACGGUCAGUUCUGGGCAAGCAGAUGACACCCUCCUGAGAUCAGUGGCCUUUGUUCCAGAUUUGGCUUAUCAUGACAGUAGCUUCUCUACUUUACCAGCUAUGGCAGAAGUCAUCAUGCCAAAGUUGAUAACAGUGGUUGGCGAUACAGAUGUGACCUAUAUAGAGGAAACAGAAGAACCUGUUACUGUUCCGGGAAUGGAAAGGGAUGUUGCCUUCCUCAUUGAUGGCACAGACAAUGUUCGAGCAGACUUUGCCUACGUCCGGGAUUUUAUAAUUAAAGUAAUUGAACCACUCGACAUUGCGCAAGACAGGGUAAGAAUUUCAGUGGUUCAACAUAGUGAGAGGCCAACCGCAAGUUUUUACCUAAACACUUAUCAAAACAAAGAGGAGGUGAUAAGAGCUGUCAACUCUUUGGCACCCGCUGGUGGACGAAGUCUCAACACAGGCGCUGCUCUAAGAUUCAUGAAGGACAUCGUCAUGUCUGAAGCGAACGGCAGCCGAGCUAAGCGAAACGUCCCUCAGUUUCUCAUCGUUUUGACUGGAGGCAGGUCCAGGGACAAUGUGAAAGAGCCUGCUGGUGAACUGAAGACAGAGGGAGUCGUACCAUUUGGUGUUGGUGUCAAGGAUGCAGACCCAAGGCAGAUUCAGGACAUUUCACACAACCCUUCCUUUGCCUUCAAUGUGAAGGAAUUCAGUGAGCUUAGCACUGUACCACAAAAGCUCAAUAACUACGUGAGCCUCCCCAGGGAACAGCUUACCGUUGUCCUGCAGCAAGCUGAGUCGCAGGGGCCCCGGAAGGACAUCAUAUUCCUCGUUGAUGGAUCUGAUGGUGUUGGACGGGACUUUCCUGUCAUUCAGGAGUUCAUCCGCAGGGUCGUGGAGAGUCUCAAUGUGGGCGAGAAUAAGAUCCGGAUCGGUGUCAUUCAGUACGGUGACUCAGCUCAGGCUGAUAUGUAUCUGAACUCGCAUACAACCAAAGAAGGCGUUUUGAAUGCUGUAAGGCAAAUGAGGCAACGAGGAGGAAGACAACGUAACCUGGGUCAGGGCUUGCAGUUUAUCAAUCAGGAUGUUCUUACAGCAGCCCGUGGGAGCAGGAAGCAAGAGGGUGUACCACAGUUUGUAAUCGUCGUCUCCAGUGGGCCAUCCACUGAUGACAUUAACCGUUCAGCGACUACCCUCAAACAGUCGAGAGUUCUUCCCUUCAGCAUUGGGACCAGGGAUGUUGACCUUACAGAGCUGCGGGUUGUGUCGUAUGUGCCUAACUUUGCCUUUACUGUAGAUGACCUCCCUAGCCUCGACACAGUCCGAGAAAACUUAAUCACCACUCUCACGGAGAUGUCAAACGAUGACAUUGCCACGCUGCGUCCAGUAUAUCCAACCUAUACAUCGGUGACACCAGCACCCGCACAAGGAGUGAAGAGGGAUGUUGUAUUUCUCAUUGACGGGACGACAGCUGGACGUAGCGAGUUCCCUGCAAUCCGGGACAUGAUAAGAAGAGUUACGGAGAAGCUGGAUGUUGGAUUGGAUAAAGUUAGAGUUUCUGUGGUUCAGUACGCUGAAGAGCCAGUGUCCGAAUUUCUUCUGAAUGAACACUCCACCAAACAAGAGCUACGCCAGGCUGUGUCGAGGCUUCAAAGCAGAGGUGGAAACCGCCUAAACACAGGACAUGCUCUUGGGUGGGUCUCCAGACGCAUCUACCAGAGGUCAGCAGGAAGCCGCAUUGAAGAGGGUGUUCCUCAGUUCCUCAUUCUAGUUACUGGUGGCAAGUCAUCAGAUGAUGUGUCCACCUCAGCUGACCAGCUUAAGAGAAGCCAUGUUGCUCCUCUUGCCAUUGGUUCAAGGAACGCAGACCCAGAUGAACUGAGACAGAUUUCCCUGAAGCCCGAACUUGUAUUUACAGUUGACAGUUUCCAGCAGCUUCCGAGAGUGGAGACCCGGCUCAUUGACUCUGUGAAAACAAUAUCCACAGAUGAUAUCAUAACUUAUGAACCCCCCACGGAGGUUUCCCUAGAUCUUGGGAAGAAGGAUAUUAUCUUCCUUAUUGAUGGCUCAGACAAUACUGGUGGUAAUGGCAUUGCUCACAUCCGGGACUUCAUCCUCAACAUUGUUCAACAACUCGAUGUGCAGCCUGAUCAAGUUCGAGUGUCUGUUGUCCAGUAUGCGGACAAAGUGAAAUCCGAGUUUUCACUUAACUCACACAACAACAAGCCAGCUGUUAUUUCUGCCAUCAAAAGACUUCGCCAGAUGGGUGGCCGGUCAUCAGACCUGGCUGAUGCCAUUAAAUAUGUCAUGGAGAAUGAGUUAAAACCCUCUGCUGGUGUUCGUCUGUCUGAGGCUUCCCAGCAUCUUGUGGUUCUCACUGGUGGACGUUCUCCCCAAGAUGUUAGUAUGUAUGGACCUCUGCUUAAGGGCCGCCGGGUAAACUGCAUCGGUGUUGGAGCUGCAGGUGCUGACACAAGACAGCUAGGCCAAAUUGCCACCAGCUCAGAAGAUGUCCUUCAGGUCCCUAAUUUCCCAGGUCUGUCUGCAAUCAGGGAAAGGUUUAUUGCCAGGCUGAGUGGGACAAUGCCUGUGGAACCACCCCCAUACGAAUAUCCAGAGCUGCCUCAAGCUAAGAAGGCUGAUAUCGUCUUUUUAGUGGAUGGCUCCAUCAACCUGGGCCGGGAAAACUUCAAAGAAGUGAUGAAUUUUGUCAUCAACCUAAUUGACCUGUUCUACACUGAUAGAGAUGACCUGCGGAUUGGACUGGCACAUUACGCGGCAGAUGUGACCGACGUCUUUUACCUCAACACAUACAAGAACAGGCAAGACGUUCUGGAUGCCAUUGAACGAGCAGAGUACAAAGGUGGACGCAAAAUCAACACUGGGGCAGCCAUUCGCCAUGUUGAAGAUGUUCACUUUACCAGGGAAAAGGGAAGUAGAAAGGACGAGGGCAUUGCUCAGAUUCUAAUGCUUGUGACUGGAGGACGCUCAGCAGAUGACGGCAGAACAGCAGCUCUCGGUCUGAAGAAAAAAGGUGUGAGAGUGUUUGCCGUAGGAGUGGGUGACAUUGAGGAUGAACUAGAAAAAAUAGCAAGCGAGUCUUCUACUGUGGCUCGAGCAAGCACCUUUCUAGAGCUUUCAGAGCUCAAUGAGCAAAUCCUGGAGACACUUGAUGAUGAAGUGAAGGGGAAGCUGUGUGUUGGGGUGCAAGACGGUCCUAAAACCUGCAAUGUGGAGGUACUGGUGGGCUUCGAUGUUUCUGCCCGGAACAUCUUCAGUGCUCAGACUAAUCUCCAGAAGAAGAUGGAAUUCAUUCUAAACACGAUUUCCCAAAUGGAAAGGAUUAGCUGCUCAUCCGGGCAGAUUCCCUCUGUGCAAGUGGGCAUGCUGGCCGUGGACGCUGCCUCCGAGCCCGUCCAGCUCGAUUUCACCAACAAUGCUAAAGAGCUUGUUGUGGCCUUCAAAGCGCUGCAGAGUCGUGGCCCCUUCCUCCUCAAUGGCAAGACCAUCUCAGCUUACACCAACAGAUUCAACACCAGACAGGACGAUGUUGUCAAGGUUGUCAUACAUCUGACUGAUGGUCUUGACGCCCCAUAUGCUGAAAUGAAAAAGCGAGUUGACCAGCUUCAGCAAUCAGGAGUGAACAGUUUCAUUCUGGUCGGGCUUGAGCGGGUGGCCAAAUUUGAGGAGGCUGUGCUGUUAGAAUACGGGCGUGGCUUCAGGUACACCAGACCCUUACGUCUCAAUAUCAUGGACUUGGAGUAUGAGCUCAGGGAGGAACUGGACAAUAUUGCUGAAAGACAGUGUUGUGGUGUUGCUUGCAAAUGCACUGGCACCAGAGGAGACCGAGGAGGCGUCGGACAGUCAGGGACGAAGGGCAGUCCGGGGUCAGGAGGAGGCCAAGGACAUCCCGGAGAUGAGGGUGGACCUGGAGAGAGAGGUCCUCCUGGUGUGAACGGAACACAGGGUUUCCAGGGAUGCCCUGGGCAGAGAGGAGUCAAGGGUUCUCGUGGGUACUCAGGAGAAAAGGGUGAAUUUGGAGAAAUUGGACUCGAUGGCAUUAAUGGAGAGGAGGGCAAAAGUGGAGUCGCUGGACCGGGAGGAGACAGAGGAAACCCGGGGAGAAGAGGUCCCAAAGGUGCCAAAGGACAAGGGGGAGACCGAGGGGAGGAGGGAAUCAGAGGAGACCCUGGCACAAGUGGACAAGACAACAACCAAGCAGGACCGAAAGGAGACCCCGGUGAUGCUGGACCAACGGGAGAUGCUGGUCAGGAUGGAAAGAAGGGAGGCCCUGGUGAACUCGGACGACGGGGAGCUGAUGGCAGGAGAGGCUCACCUGGACAGCCUGGACCGCCUGGAAUACCCGGAGUCAAUGGUGUGCAGGGAGAGGCCGGCAUCGGAGGAUCCAGGGGUCCUUCUGGACCGAAUGGUGCCCCAGGACCCAGAGGAGAAGAUGGAAACCCUGGUCCCAGGGGUCCUGGUGGUAUCCCAGGUCCUGUUGGGGACAAGGGCAGGAGAGGAUUUCUUGGUCGUAAGGGAGAGCCAGGAGAUACAGGACCAAAGGGGAUCAUUGGACCUCUUGGCCCCCGGGGUGAAGCUGGUGAAGAUGGUAGAGAUGGAUUUGGUGUCGCAGGGCCCAAAGGAAGAAAGGGUGAUGAAGGCUUCCCUGGAUUCCCCGGAAUCAAGGGAGCAGCUGGUGACAUUGGCCCUGAAGGUGGACCUGGACCCAAAGGAAACCGUGGACAGAGGGGUGUCUCUGGGAACAUCGGUUCAGCUGGACAGAAAGGAGAGGUCGGAUAUUCUGGGCCAUAUGGUCAGAAAGGGCCGAGAGGACCAGGGGUUGUGCAAUGUGACCUGGUGAAGAAGAUUAGAGACAACUGUCCUUGCUGUUAUGGUCAGCUGGAAUGCCCGCUCUACCCCACUGAGCUGGCCAUCUCCCUGGACGCCUCUCAGAAUGUCGACCGCAGAGCUUUCAACAACAUGCGGGACGCGGUCCUGAACCUGGUCCGGAACAUCACCAUCUCUGAGAGCAACUGCCCGAGAGGGGCCCGCGUCGCUUUGACCUUGUACAACAGCGAAGUCACCACCGAGGUUCGGUUCGCCGACGCGAUGAAGAAGCGUGCGCUGGUCCAACGCAUCGAGGGACUUCAGACCCUGCAGACCAACAAGGAGCGCAACCUGCCGUCGGCCAUGAGCUUUGUGGCCCAGAACACCUUCAAGAGGGUGCGCAGCGGCUUCCUCAUGAGGAAGGUGGCUGUCUUCUUUGUCGGUGGGGCCCUCAGUCAGGUACAAGGAGUUACUAAUGCGGCUCUCCGCCUGCAUGAUGCUGGAAUCGCCACUCUGUUCUUGGUCAGCCGUGAGGAAAGAGCCCUCAGCAGAGCGCUGCAGGUCAAUAGCACAGCCCUGGCCCAGGUGAUUGUGCUCCCCACUCCUGGAAGUGCACAGUACAAUGCAGUCAUCCAAAAGGUUAUGAGCUGCCAUGUCUGCUUUGACUUCUGCUCUCCGGACCAAAUGUGUGACUACGUGCCCCCAUUGACAACCGGCCGAGAUCGGAGGUCUUCCACCACAGACGUGGACAUCGACAUGGCCUUCGUCCUGGAUAGCUCUGACUCCACCUAUCCAGCAGUCUUCACUGAGAUCAAACGCUACAUCGCGCACAUCGUAGAACACCUAGAGGUGUCUUCCAAUCCCACAUCAGCUGUUCACCAAGCCAGAGUGUCUGUGAUCCAGCAGGCGCCUUACGAGUUCAUCCAGAACAAAACCGGCCUUCCCAUCCAUGUGGAUAUCGGCUUGACUGAGCACAGUUCAGCUCGAGACAUCGUCACGUUCCUGAUGGAGAAGACACCGCAGCUCGAGGGUGGCAGGGCCCUGGCAGCUGCCAUCGAAUCCACAGUGGAGCAGGUGUUUGACAAGGCACCUCUCCAACGGGACAGGAGAGUGCUGUUCCUCUUUGUGACAGGAAGCGUUGAGGAAGACGAGCAGCAACUGGUGCGCAUCGCCACCGAGGUCAAGUGCAGAGGCUUCUUCCUGGUCAUCCUGGGUGUGGGAGGGCAGCUGAGUGCUGGAGACAACCGGGUGUUGUCCCGCAUGGCCAGUGAGCCGUCGGAUGUCUUCUUCAAGAGGCUGGACAGCCUUUCACAGUUUUAUGACAAACACAUUCAGACCUUUAGCCAACUGCUGCCAAAGUACAUCAGCAUUGAAAAUGCGUUCUACAUGUCCCCCGAAGUCUCCAAAAACUGCAAGUGGUUCCAGAGUGACCAGCCCCUGAAGAACCCCUUCACUUCAUCACAGCAACAUGAGAAGCACCAGAAACAUCAUGAAAAUCAUCAAGCAGUUCAUCCAAGGAAGCACAAAGAUGCAGAUGAGCUGCACGUCUCCAACGUCACCUCCAGCAGCUUGAAGCUGCGUUGGAGCAGCCCGGACCCCAAACUCUUCGUCUACUUUGAGGUGGUGGUGACGCGUUUGUCCGACCACGUCCUCGUGCUGAAGACCAACGUGUCUGGUGCUGAGCUCUCUGUGGACAACCUGCAAAGCGCUCAGACAUAUCACGCUGUGGUCACUGCCCACACUGCAGAGGGACAAGUGGUCUCCACCCGCAAAGGCAUCAUCACUACCAAAACAGAAGAGCAUAAGCCGACCAGCCAAGGAACCCGCACUGUAAAGACCAAACCUCUGGACAAACCGGAAACUGACCCAUGCUCACUUGACUCUGAACCUGGAGUGCCGUGCAAAGACUAUCAGGCUAAAUGGUUCUUUGACAGAAAGAGCGGGAUCUGUACACAGUUCUGGUACGGAGGCUGUGGCGGCAAUGAGAAUAGGUUCGACACUGAGACCCUCUGCUUGAAACACUGCAUGAGGUCAGAGCCCGAGCCCGAGCCUCAGUCCCAGGUGCAGCAGAGUGAGCAGGUGGAGAUCCUCCCGGCUCCUGCUGCAUCCACAGCUGUAGACAUCUGCCAGCUUUCCAAAGAGGAAGGUUCAUGUGCCAAGUUUGUCCUGAAGUGGCACUUCGACGCCGCCAGCCAGAGCUGCGCACGGUUCUGGUACGGAGGCUGCGGCGGAAACCAGAAUCGCUUCGACACCUUUGAGCAGUGUGUGAACGCCUGUGGAAAACCAGCGCCACUCAACCGAGGAGUCGUCGCUGCAAUAAGAACAUAGAAGCAAAGUGACACACAUGGCCAGCUGUUACCUCUGUGAAGGGGAUUCUGAGAAGAACCAUCCACAAUGGCCAUACUGUAUGGAUGCAAGACCAAAGCAAUGGUGGCUGCACUGGAUCCAAAACAAAUGGACUUUAUACAACCAAAUUCUUGAAGUAGUCUUUUUCACAGCGAGAAGGAAGGCAACACGAUUUGCUGCAUGAUUCAUUUUUUUUUUACCGACUGGUGCUACGUAGUAUGUUGUGUUUUUUUACAGAUGAGUUCAUUCAGUUUUUUUCUGGAACAUCAUAUUGGUUUUCAUAUUUUUCAAAACAUAUAUGAAUAUCUUGGACAGAGAUUAGCAAGAACACAAAUCUGGUUACUCUCAGGACCGGUGUUGUUCUGUGCAGUUAUCUUUUUUUAUAUUGUGUUUUUUUUUUUACAUUCCACACUCACAUAGGCUUUAUUUGAUUUAUAUUGUUCUCCAACUCACUUGAUCCCAGUUGAAUGACUCCUUCCCCUCUUUCCCAGUCACCAGAUCCACAGUGUGGGGGUGUGUGUAUUUAAAAAGACAGCGACCAACUGCUUGGAUCUAGAAACAUUCAUGUAACACUAAGUGCACUUCUGGAGCCACGGCCUUAAACACACACUUUUCCAGCUAUUGAGAAAUGUAAUGUACUUGUCAAGCUGUUAUUUUUUUUUUUUGGGGGGGGGGGGGGGGGGGGGAUUUCAUGUGGUUUUCCUGAAGUUUGUGUUUCCAUCUGGGUACAGGAGAAAUAAAAAUGAAUUAGACUUUCUAAUAAACAUGA
This is a messenger RNA of Platichthys flesus (European flounder), 10528 nucleotides long. Its product is annotated as collagen alpha-3(VI) chain-like. NCBI's taxonomy places the organism in Eukaryota, Metazoa, Chordata, Actinopteri, Pleuronectiformes, Pleuronectidae. Gene Ontology annotation, molecular function: protein binding; serine-type endopeptidase inhibitor activity. The coding region runs from base 241 to 9741 and encodes 3166 amino acids. The record is from RefSeq and is a predicted model, not a curated record. The transcript is spliced from 46 exons.